AAGGAAGGAAGGAAGGAAGGAAGGAAGAAACGUGGUUUAAGAAGGAAGUAAGGGAAUAUAUCGAUUCGAUCGUUGGUGUAUGGUGACCGUGACCGGGACUGGGCACGAGAUCGAGAUCGUGAUCGUGAUCGUGAUCGUGAUCGUGAUCGUGAUCGUGACCGUGAUCCGUAAAUUUUGGUGUAUUUCGAUCGAAAGAAGGAAAAAGACGAGCCAAAAACAAGUGUUCCUAAAUGUUCCAUAGUGAAGGCUAUAAGGCGAACGAUCGUAAGAUUAUUGGCAAGGGUUAGGGUCGACGUAUCGUAAGUGCUUUCAAUGUUCCACUAUCGUCGUAAAACCUGCCGCUGUAGCUUAGCUUUGGAAAGAACAGCGGCAGGUCGACGUCAUUUUCGUUUGAGUUUCUCUCGAAAAGCAUGAUGCGGGAUUACGCAGCAAGCCGUGAAAACUGGAAUCAAAUCGAUUAAUCGACGCGAUAUUAUAUCCAGGAUAAUCGAAGACGAAGCAUCGAGUGUCGUUGCAGUAUUCUACGAUCUGAAAGAACUCAUCGUGCCGCUACUGUAUAUCUAACGUAAGGAAAGGAAAAUAGAAAGGAAAAGAGGAAGAAGCAGCAAGAGGGAAAAAGAAGACGCGGUGUAAGCGUUGGGUCAACGGCGAAUUUUUUUCUCGUUUCGUAUGGUCGAGGCAAAAACCGUUUGGCAAAAACAUGGAAUUCCUAUGGUCUAUGCGACACGGUUACUCGAUGCUUUUGGGGCGUGCCACUUUUGCUCUCUAUCUUCAGAUCAAAUAGAAUUACGCACUCACGGCGGAUUCGUUUUAUCGCGUUUUCCGCGUUUUUUCGCGUUUUUUCGCGUUUUUUCGCGUUUUUUCGCGUUUUUCCACGACUAGAAGAAGAAUAGCGAAGAAGAAAAGAGAUGAUACUUUGAAAUCGGCGACACUCGUUCUCUUGACGAAAGAUUUGCUGGAACGAGACGAUACGAUCCUAAGGGUAUCGCGAAAAAUGGUGUUGCGCGUAGCUACGCGAAACAAUUGGCCGAGUGUUGGAUCGACGGCGGUGUCAAAAGCGAUUAUUCGCUGAUCGUAUUCGAUGUAGAAUCGAAGAGAGGAAGAAGCAUAGCGGUGCAGAUUGCGUUGGCAUUAUCGGCGAAAUAGGUAUCAACCGAGUAGGUAUCGAUGACUCUCGAAGAGGUGUGACGCAACGGUGAAUCCGCUUUCCGAAAGGUGAUUCGAAAUUAGACACGGAGCAUGGUUGUCCAGAAGGAAGGCGAAGGGGUAACAACGCUAACGAAUCUGAAAAGUCGCGAAGCGACGUCAAGGAAAUCGGACAGUUGGUCGAGUAAUUGGAACGGAGUGGAACGAGCCAAGGAAACCGAGUGGUCGCGUAUUUACAGGAUUAACAGCAUAUCGCAACGUUUUGCCGACUGUUGUUUAUUAUCGAACGCGAACUUGCGGGACACGGCAGAGAAGCAAGAUUUGACCGGCGCGCACACACGACGCAAUUUGUUUCCGCCACUGUUGUUCUAUAUGCUUUGGAUCGAAUCGAGCCGCCAAGUCGUCCGACUGUCAGGGUGAUAGAGGUUGCGUGGUCUGGGCAGCGAGCAAAGGACGCGGAACGUCAUCCUUACCCUCACCGUCACCGUCAUCCUAUAUUCGUUACCUCUUCUGCGACGUGGUUGUUUUCAUUGCCGAUUUUUUUCUUUACUUUUCUUUGCGAUACGGAGAAAGAUCGGCGAUAGCGUGGAAAAGAGGGUAGAAAACCGAAGGGAAGAAAGACAGAAUCGAUCGAAGCUGUUGUAACGCCUCGGGUGUCGGUAUCGGGGAAUCGCGAAAGGACGAAUAGGUAAAGAUUGGCCGCAGAGUUUGGAUGGUUCCACGGGGGUGGUUAAACCGCGGCAGGUCAAUUUGGGCAGAGGAGGCAGAGCGGAGGCUGAAGCUAGAAUCGGAGCCAGAGGAGCUGUGCCAGAGCCAGAGCCAAAGGCAGAGCCAAAGGCAGAGUGGAAAAGGCAGAGCUAGAGAAUCAGAGUCAGAUCCAGAGCCAGAGCCAGAGCCAGAGCCAGAACCAGAGUCAGAGCCGGAGCAGCAACGUUUUUACGAUUCUCCGCCACCACGGAUGGACGUGAGCGUGUGCUGCUUGCCCGCCAGUGCCGGCUCGGGGGCCCAGCACCCUCAUCCAGCGAGUUUGCCUUCCGGCGGACAGCCGACGAUUCAGCCACCCUAUCAGUAUGCCGAUCAGAUAGUACCGGAUCGGGGUCAACCCGACGGAUUGCCGGUACUCGGUUGUACCGGCCAGGACAACUGGCAGCAGAUCUCCUCCGCUUCGAACGUCGUUGGCGCUGUCACCGCUACCGCCGCCGCUGCCGCCGCCGCCGCCGCUGCUGCUGCAGCCACCGCCACCGCCGCCACCACCACUACCACCACCACCACUUAUAUCGAUUACUCCUGGUUGCAGAUGCAGCAGACGUCGGACCUGGACACGUUUCUCUGUAGACAGGAUCUCGACCGACUGCAAAAGUACGAGGAUGACGACCCGGAAAAGGAGUCGAGGGAGCCCUCGGUGCAGAUGGAGGACUUUUUCGAGGUCGGAGGGCCGGCGUGUCGGCCACAAGCGAGCUUCGUCUCGUCGAGGAGUCAGUCCGCGGGAAACGACGACGACGUGUUCCUCAGGCCGCCGUUAUGGGAGGACAUCACCUCGAGUAUACAGAAGCUCGAUCCGGAGAACGCGGACAUGUUGGGUUCGCAGUCGCACGUAAAGAUGGAGACGGACGACGUGGCCUCGCCGGUACUGUCGCCGGUCGAGAUCAAGACGGAGCCGCUACCUCCGCCACCGACCUUGCACCUCCUCGAAGGUCCCGCUUCGAAUUCGGUGUCCACGUACGCGAACGGUCAUCCGAAUCCGUCCACCGGCCCGCAAGUCGUCCACCAUCGGACACCCUCCACCGCCUUCAAGACUUUUCCCUCCAACAACAACAACAACAACAACAACAACAACAACGUCGGUAGCAACAGUAACGGCAACAACAACAGCAACAGCAGUAGCGGCAACGGCAAUAGCAACGGCAACGGGACCGGGAACAGCAACAACAACAACGCCAACGGCAUAAGCAACAACAGCGGGAACGGAAACAGCAACAAUAACAACAACAACAACAACAACAACAACGAUUCGACGACGAGUCAUCACGGAGGUGGGAAUCAGAUCGGUGGCAGCGCGACGUCACCGCUUUACGGUUCGAUGACUAGGUUAAUGUAUAUUUCCCCGCUGACGCCGCCGAUUUCCGAUCCUGGCUCCCCGAUAGGGGCCCCGCCGAGACGGACACCGCCUCCACCCUAUCCCCAGCCGCCCAUUAUGAAUCCGCCUCAUCGGAUUCAACCUCCGACCAUCACUACCAAAUUCAAUAGGCGGAACAACCCCGAGUUGGAAAAGAGACGCGUUCAUCACUGUGAUUUCAUAGGUUGUACAAAGGUCUACACGAAGAGUUCGCAUUUAAAGGCGCAUCAGCGGAUACACACGGGUGAAAAACCGUACCAGUGUCAGUGGCCAGAAUGCGAAUGGCGAUUCGCCAGGAGCGACGAAUUAACUCGUCACUAUCGAAAGCACACCGGUGCGAAGCCCUUCAAAUGUGCCGUGUGCGAGCGGUCCUUCGCCAGGAGCGAUCACCUCGCCCUCCAUAUGAAACGGCAUCUUCCCAAGCAGCACGCCAAGUGACCGUACC
Molecule: messenger RNA, 3707 nt
Organism: Eufriesea mexicana
Lineage: Eukaryota; Metazoa; Arthropoda; Insecta; Hymenoptera; Apidae
Product: cell wall protein IFF7
Exons: 4
Coding region: 1859-3700 (613 amino acids)
Biological process (GO): regulation of transcription by RNA polymerase II
Molecular function (GO): RNA polymerase II cis-regulatory region sequence-specific DNA binding; DNA-binding transcription factor activity, RNA polymerase II-specific
Source: RefSeq, a predicted model, not a curated record